Messenger RNA from Colletotrichum godetiae, 1115 nucleotides. Its product is annotated as DnaJ domain-containing protein. The record is from RefSeq and is a predicted model, not a curated record. Lineage: Eukaryota; Fungi; Ascomycota; Sordariomycetes; Glomerellales; Glomerellaceae. The transcript is spliced from 2 exons. Gene Ontology annotation, molecular function: heat shock protein binding. Bases 62 to 985 code for a protein of 307 amino acids. Gene Ontology annotation, cellular component: nucleus; cytoplasm.
AGCUCCGAGCGAGCUUUCCGUCUAUCACCAAUCCAAUAUUCACCUCCCCACAGCCUUCAAAAUGUCAUCUCCCGGCGAAUCUGUUGACGAGAGCCCUCCUGAAAUCGAUCCCUAUGAGAUUUUGGGACUCGAACGCGAGGCUACACCAGACCAGGUCAAGUCGGCAUAUCGAAAAGCAGCACUCAAGAACCACCCAGACAAGGUCUCCGAUGACCAAAGAGAUGAAGCGAAAGAAAAGUUCCAGGAAAUCGCUUUCGCGUAUGCCAUCCUCUCCGACCCGGCGCGACGCAAGCGAUACGACACAACCGGUUCCACGUCCGAGUCCAUUAUCGACUCGGAGGGCUUUAACUGGUCCGAUUACUACCGCGAACAAUUUCAAGAUGCGAUUUCCGCCGAAGCCAUUGAAAAUUUUGCCAAGAAGUACAAGGGCUCCGACGAGGAGAAGGAUGACGUGUUGGUUGCCUAUGAAAAGUCCAAGGGCGACAUGGACGGGGUCUACGAAUCGGUUAUGUUGAGCGACGUCCUCGAGGAUGACGAACGAUUCCGCCAGAUUAUCGACGAGGCUAUUGCCAGCGAAGAUGUCCAAGCGUACAAGCGAUACACAAAGGAGAGCAAGCUGUCAAAGGCGGCUCGCGUAAAAGCAGCAAAGGGCGAGGCCAACGAGGCUGAGGAUUACGCCAAAGAGCUGGGAGUCCACGAUAAACUCUUUGGCGACAAGAAGGGCAAGGGAAAGAAGAAGGGCAAGGACAGCGGAGAGGCCGACCUGGCUGCGCUCAUUCAGGGCAACAAGCAGAAACGCGCCGGGUUCCUGGACGAUCUCGCUGCCAAGUAUGGAGCCACCAGCCAGCCUAAGAAGGGCAAGAAGAGGGCCGUGGAGGAGGAAGAGCCGUCAGAAGAGGCAUUCCAGGCUGCAGCUGCACGGCUGAAGAAGCCCAAGGCAGAUGAGAGCAAACCUGCCAAAGCGGGAAGAAGAUCGAAGCGGUAAAACAUGGCAUUUCCGGAUCGGCGUCUAAGGUUUGGGGGUAAAUCGGCAAGGAUAUGGAGAUCUUGGUAUGGGAUUCACUUGGGGUUAUGAAAGUAGUACUUCUGAGCACUAAAAAAGGUCUUUACUCAUG